AUGGUCAUAUGUGCGGCAACCUACAGGAUAUGGACUCGCACUCUCUGCACCAAGUCUUCGGCCGAAGUUGCGACGGUUCUCGGUGAGCUCUUGGAUGAGAUUUCGCCCAGUGUCUGUCUGGUUGACGGUGGAAAAGAAUUCGCCAAUUUGCUUGUACGUGGAAUGUUUGUGGCCAGAGGCAUUCAGCUGCUGAUGUUGCCUCCAUUCUCGCCCAAUUUGGCCUUCUACGAACGCUGUCACAAGGAGUAUCAAAAUGGGUUGAGAGCCAUGCUGUUGGAGACCAACUCACCGGCUUGCUACUGGUGGAAGUUUCACAGCCUGGUCACCCACGCUUACAACAACUCCCCAUUACCUGGCUCCUCUUUAGCUGCUGCUGCUGUCACCCCUAAUGACUUGUAUCUUUCCAAGGGUUCUACAACGUUGCUACCCGGUGGAGCUGCUGAUCGCCCUCUAUCGCCCGCUGCCGAGCACUUCAUUGAGGCGUUUGAGGCUAUUCCCCCCUCCGAGCUGGCCUCUAAG
Messenger RNA from Perkinsus marinus ATCC 50983, 519 nucleotides. RefSeq lists its product as hypothetical. Gene Ontology annotation, biological process: DNA integration. Gene Ontology annotation, molecular function: nucleic acid binding. The annotation marks the transcript as partial. The transcript has a single exon. Lineage: Eukaryota; Perkinsozoa; Perkinsida; Perkinsidae. The record is from RefSeq and is a predicted model, not a curated record.